GGGAGGCGGCGGAAGUGCAGUGAUUAGCGGCAAUCCUCGAAUCAGCCCGCGAAGUUCUAAUCAGCGGACUGCGGAGGACAGUGGAUAGGCGUCCUCAUGGUUGUUUGAUUCCCUCGAGACCCGGAUUCUGAAAGGCACCCCCACCGAGACAAGGAAUUCCUGCAGAGAGAAAACUGGUGCCACAUGUUGCUAGCACUUACCUGGAGUGGCUGAAACCCUGAGAUGUUCAGAGGGAUUUGUCUGACAGACCCAAACAGCCUGCAUCUUGGCCCAGCACUGUGUCCUCUUGAAUAUUGGCUGAUAUGCCCAGGGUAGUCCUGAAUGGUGUGACAGUGGAUUUCCCUUUCCAGCCCUACCAAUGUCAACAGGAGUACAUGAUCAAGGUGCUAGAAUGUCUCCAGAAGGGAGUGAAUGGCAUCCUAGAGAGCCCCACAGGCACUGGGAAGACGCUCUGCCUCCUCUGCACUACAUUGGCCUGGCGGGAACAUCUCCGUGAUUCUGUUUCUUCCCUAAAGAUUGCUGAGAGAGUUCAAGGUGAACUCUUUGCCAGUCGGUCUUUGUCAUCCUGGAAUGCUGCUGCUACCAGUGGAGACCCGAUAGCUUGCUACACAGACAUCCCAAAGAUCAUCUAUGCUUCUAGAACGCACUCACAGCUAACUCAGGUCAUCAGUGAGCUUCGGAAUACUUCCUACCGGCCCAAGGUGUGUGUGCUGGGCUCCCGGGAGCAGCUGUGUAUUCACCCUGAAGUGAAGAAGCAGGAGAGUAACCACAUGCAGAUCCAUUUAUGCCGCAAGAAGGUAGCAAGUCGCUCCUGCCAUUUCUACAACAAUGUAGAAGAGAAAAGCCUGGAGCAGGAGUUGGCCACCCCCAUCCUGGACAUUGAAGACCUUGUCAAGAAUGGAAGCAAACACAAAGUGUGCCCAUACUACCUUUCUCGAAACAUGAAGCAGCAAGCUGACAUCAUCUUUAUGCCAUACAAUUACUUGUUGGAUGCUAAGAGUCGUAAGGCACACAACAUUGACCUGAAGGGGACAGUCGUGAUCUUUGAUGAAGCCCACAAUGUGGAGAAGAUAUGUGAGGAGUCAGCCUCCUUUGACUUGACGCCCCGUGAUGUGGCUUCAGGACUGGAGGCUAUUAACCAGGUUUUAGAGGAGCAAGCCCGGGUGGCUCAGCAGGGUGAACUCCAACUGGAGUUCAGUGCAGAUACCCCCAGCACAGGGCUCAACAUGGAGCUGGAAGACAUCGCAAAGCUGAAGAUGAUCCUGCUUCGCCUGGAGGGGGCUAUUGAUGCUGUCCAGCUGCCUGGGGAUGACAGAGGAGUCACCAAACCUGGAAGCUACAUCUUUGAGCUAUUUGCUGAAGCCCAAAUAACAUUUCAAACCAAAGGCUGCAUUUUGGAAUCACUGGACCAGAUAAUCCAGCACCUGGCAGGACGUACUGGUGUAUUCACCAACACAGUUGGGUUGCAGAAGCUCAUGGACAUUAUCCAGAUCGUGUUCAGUGUGGACCCUCCUGAAGGCAGCCCUGGUUCCCUGGUAGGGCUGGGUAUCUCACAUUCCUAUAAGGUACACAUCCACCCUGAAACCAGUCACUGGAGGACAGCUCAGCGGUCAGAUGCCUGGAGCACCACUACAUCUAGGAAACAAGGGAAGGUGCUGAGCUACUGGUGCUUCAGUCCCAGCCACAGCAUGCGUGAACUGGUCUACCAAGGAGUCCGAACCCUUAUCCUCACCAGUGGCACACUGGCUCCGCUGUCCUCCUUCGCUCUGGAGAUGCAGAUGUAUGAGACACCUCUGGCUGGAAGUCAAAAAACUAGGAACAUGGUGGAUGGGGGUGGGGAUGCUUGCCUGGACUCCAGGGCUUCCUGUGGGCCAGUGUCCAGAAGGGUCUCAGAUCUCAGGUCUAUUUGUUCUCUAUUUCCUCUGGCCAUUCCCAGCCCAUUUCCAGUCUGUCUAGAGAACCCACACAUCAUUGGCAGGAAUCAGCUCUGGGUGGGAGUUGUCCCCAGAGGACCUGAUGGUGUCCAGCUGAGCUCUGCCUAUGACAAAAGGUUUUCUAAGGAGUGCUUAUCUUCCUUGGGGAAGGCUCUGGGCAACAUCGCUCGUGUGGUGCCCCAGGGGCUUCUGGUCUUCUUCCCUUCCUACCCUGUCAUGGAGAAAAGCCUGGAGUUCUGGCGGGCACAAGACUUGGCUAAGAAGGUGGAGGUGCUGAAGCCUCUAUUUGUGGAACCCAGGAACAAAGGCAGCUUCUCAGAGGUUAUUGAUGCCUACUACCAGCGAGUUGCUUCCCCUGGGUCUAGUGGGGCUACCUUCUUAGCAGUGUGCCGAGGAAAGGCCAGUGAAGGACUGGACUUCUCAGACAUGAACGGUCGUGGUGUGAUUGUCACUGGCCUCCCAUAUCCCCCACGAAUGGAUCCCCGUGUUGUCCUCAAGAUGCAGUUCUUGGAUGAGUUGAGAAGCCGGAGUGGGGCUGGAGGUCAGUGCCUCUCUGGGCAGGAGUGGUACCAACAACAGGCAUCCAGGGCUGUGAACCAGGCUAUUGGGAGGGUUAUCCGACACCGCCAUGACUAUGGAGCCAUCUUCCUAUGUGACCACAGGUUCGCCUAUGCUGAUGCCAGAGCCCAGCUGCCCUCCUGGGUGCGCCCCUACCUCAAAGUGUAUGACAACUUUGGCCAUGUCGUCCGAGAUGUAGCCCAGUUCUUCCGUGUUGCUCAGAAAACUAUGCCUUUGCCAGUUCCCCAGGCUGUGACCUCAAGUGUAAGUGAGAGAGAAGUUUCUGUCAAGGAGGCUACAUUGUCCAGCCCUCUCCUCUCCACCCGGAAAGCCAUGAGCUUGGAUGUCCAUGUGCCCAGCCUGAGGCAGAGGCCCAUAGGAUUAUCAGCUUCUGGAGACUCUGAGAGCAGCCUGUGUGUUGAGUAUGAGCAGCAGCCAAUUUCUGCCCAGCAGAGGCCUGUGGGCCUGCUAGCCGCCUUAGAGUACAACGAGCAGAAGGGUGGGGCAUCUGAGAAAGAACAGGCACUUGGCUCCUCCACCCUGCCUCUACGGUGUGAGAAGAGGCUGUCUGUUGAGCAGAGAGGAGGAAGGAGGAAGGUCAGGCUGGUCAGCCAUCCGAAGGAACCGAUGGCUGGCACACAAGACAGAGCCAAGCUGUUCAUGGUAGCCGUGAAGCAAGCAUUGAGUCAAGCCAACUUCAACACCUUUACCCAGGCCCUGCAGCACUAUAAGGGUUCUGAUGACUUUGAAGCCCUAGUAGCUUCUCUCACCUGCCUCUUUGCUGAAGACCCCAAGAAGCACAUCCUAUUUAAAGACUUCUACCAGUUUGUACGACCCCACCACAAGCAGCAGUUUGAAGACAUCUGCUUCCAGCUAACAGGCCAAGGCUGUGGCUACCAGCAAGGGCACGACCUUCCCUUCCGAGAACAAGCACAGUCAGCUGCGGACUCCACCAGUGUAGGUAGACAGCUGGACCCUGGAGAGCACCUGAACCAGGGGAGGCCUCACCUGUCUGCCCAUCUGCUCCCUAAAGGAGACCCCAGCGAUUGUCCAAAAGUGGGAUGUACAGUAGAGAAACCUGGCCAGCCUGCCGUGAGUACCUACCUGUCUGACGUCCGCAAGGCUCUGGGAUCUGCAGGCUGCAGCCAGCUUAUGGCAGCUCUGAGGGCAUAUAAACAGGAUGAUGACCUGGGCAAGGUGCUGGCUGUGGUAGCAGCUCUGACCACUGCAAAACCUGAACACUUGUCCCUGCUACAGAGGUUUGGCAUGUUUGUGCGUCCCCACCACAAGCCUCACUUCCUACAGACCUGUGCAGAUCUGACAGGCCUUCCUACCACAAGCAAGGGCUUGGAGCUGCCAGGUCCCAAGGAAGAAAGCGUAACUGUGCCUUCUGAACUUGCCCACGAGGACACAAAACCAGGUCCCUCAAUGUCCAACAAACCUGAGAAGACCCAGAGUAAGAUCUCAUCCUUCCUCAGACAGAGGCCAGACCAGAGUGUAAGGUCUGAUGAUUGCACCCCAGAGCCCAUGAAGCCUAUGAAGCCUGAGCGGACAGCAUUUGUGUGCCCGGCCUGUGCAGCUGAAGACACCGUGCUUUUCCAGUGCCCUUCCUGUGAUUUCUACCGUUGUCGGGCCUGUUGGCAACAGCAACUCAAGGCCUCUAGAACGUGUCCAGAUUGUGGUGCUGUUAAUAGGAAGCAAAGCCUUGCACAGGUCUUCUGGCCGAAGCCCCAUUCAACCCAAAUGGAAUUGGCUAACCCACUACAAGUCUCAUACUUGACCACCUAGUGGGAUCUGAACCUACCUGUGAGAAACCCUGAAACUUCAGGGCAUGGAGUGGGUCUGCUAGAUGCCUCCUUGCCAGAGCUUUUUUUGGGUGCCUAUAUUGGCACUGUACCUGUAUUACUAAAGGGAUGGGCUUUUCAAUAAAACCAAUUGUCAAGAUGGUG
Messenger RNA from Peromyscus leucopus (white-footed mouse), 4441 nucleotides. RefSeq names its product regulator of telomere elongation helicase 1 (gene Rtel1). The coding region runs from base 303 to 4280 and encodes 1325 amino acids. The transcript is spliced from 35 exons. Gene Ontology annotation, biological process: telomeric loop disassembly; DNA repair; negative regulation of t-circle formation. Lineage: Eukaryota; Metazoa; Chordata; Mammalia; Rodentia; Cricetidae. Gene Ontology annotation, molecular function: DNA binding; ATP binding; DNA helicase activity. Gene Ontology annotation, cellular component: nucleus. The record is from RefSeq and is a predicted model, not a curated record.